Messenger RNA from Sus scrofa (pig), 11916 nucleotides. RefSeq names its product ring finger and CCCH-type domains 2 (gene RC3H2). NCBI's taxonomy places the organism in Eukaryota, Metazoa, Chordata, Mammalia, Artiodactyla, Suidae. Gene Ontology annotation, biological process: protein polyubiquitination; nuclear-transcribed mRNA catabolic process, deadenylation-dependent decay; ubiquitin-dependent protein catabolic process. Gene Ontology annotation, molecular function: double-stranded RNA binding; RNA stem-loop binding; ubiquitin protein ligase activity. Gene Ontology annotation, cellular component: cytoplasmic stress granule. The record is from RefSeq and is a predicted model, not a curated record.
GAGGGAAGCUGAUGCGCAGUCCAGGUGGCGGGGGCUACUACGCUUCCCUUCCACCUCCCUAACUCCCGGUCUUGCGUGAUCUCGCGCGAGGUGGGGAGUAUCUUCUCGCGAGAGCUAGGUCGGGAUCCCUUCAGGUCCGCCUCCGUGGUGAGGAGGAGGAGGAGAAGGAGGAGGAGGAGGAGGUGGAGGGAGGAGGAGGAGGAGGAGGCCCCGCUGCGGCCUCCGCCGCCGCCAACGGGGCUGUCCCUGUAGCUCCCGAUGGAGUUUGAUGUCGUGAAGCCGCCGCCGAGCUCUGCCCCGGCGAGACGAGGCGCCUCCGUCGCCGAGCCGCGCGGUCGCGGGGCUCCCGGGAGCGGCCCUUAGCGACCCCGCCCGGGUCCCCUCAGCUUACAAAACACUACACAGCAAAAUAAUGAUCUGCUAGACUGCUAACCCGAGCAUCCAGCUUCCACAAUGCCUGUGCAGGCAGCUCAAUGGACAGAAUUUCUGUCCUGUCCAAUCUGCUAUAAUGAAUUUGAUGAGAAUGUGCACAAACCCAUCAGUUUAGGUUGUUCACACACUGUUUGCAAGACCUGCUUGAAUAAACUUCACCGAAAAGCUUGUCCUUUUGACCAGACUGCCAUCAACACAGACAUUGAUGUGCUUCCUGUCAACUUCGCACUUCUCCAGUUAGUUGGAGCCCAGGUACCAGAUCAUCAGUCAAUAAAGUUAAGUAAUCUAGGUGAGAACAAAAACUAUGAGGUUGCAAAGAAAUGUGUUGAGGAUUUGGCACUCUACUUAAAACCACUAAGUGGAGGUAAAGGUGUAGCUAGUUUGAACCAGAGUGCUCUGAGCCGUCCAAUGCAAAGGAAACUCGUGACACUUGUAAACUGUCAGCUGGUAGAGGAAGAAGGUCGUGUAAGAGCCAUGCGAGCAGCCCGUUCACUUGGAGAAAGAACUGUAACAGAACUAAUAUUACAGCAUCAGAACCCUCAGCAACUGUCUGCCAACCUAUGGGCUGCUGUCAGGGCUCGAGGAUGCCAGUUUCUAGGACCAGCUAUGCAAGAAGAGGCCUUGAAGCUGGUGUUGCUGGCAUUAGAAGAUGGUUCUGCUCUCUCAAGGAAAGUUCUGGUACUUUUUGUUGUGCAAAGAUUAGAACCAAGAUUUCCUCAGGCAUCAAAAACAAGUAUUGGUCAUGUUGUGCAACUACUGUAUCGAGCUUCUUGUUUUAAGGUUACCAAAAGGGACGAAGACUCUUCCCUGAUGCAGUUAAAGGAGGAAUUUCGGAGUUAUGAGGCUUUACGCAGAGAACAUGAUGCCCAAAUUGUUCAUAUUGCUAUGGAAGCAGGACUCCGUAUUUCACCUGAGCAGUGGUCCUCACUUCUGUACGGUGACUUGGCACAUAAGUCCCACAUGCAGUCUAUUAUUGAUAAGCUGCAGUCUCCAGAAUCAUUUGCAAAGAGUGUUCAGGAAUUGACAAUUGUUUUGCAACGAACAGGUGACCCAGCUAACUUAAAUAGACUGAGGCCUCAUUUAGAGCUUCUUGCAAACAUAGACCCUAAUCCAGAUGCUGUUUCACCAACUUGGGAGCAGCUAGAAAAUGCAAUGGUAGCUGUUAAAACAGUGGUUCAUGGCCUUGUGGACUUCAUACAAAAUUAUAGUAGGAAAGGCCAUGAGACACCUCAGCCUCAACCAAACAGCAAAUAUAAGACUAGCAUGUGCCGAGAUUUGCGACAGCAAGGAGGGUGUCCACGAGGAACAAAUUGUACUUUUGCCCAUUCUCAGGAAGAGCUUGAAAAGUAUCGAUUAAGAAACAAAAAGAUUAAUGCGACUGUAAGAACGUUUCCUCUUCUAAAUAAAGUUGGUGUAAACAACACCGUCACAACCACAGCCGGAAAUGUCAUUUCUGUCAUAGGAAGUACUGAAACAACGGGGAAAAUUGUUCCAAGUACAAAUGGAGUUUCAAAUGCAGAGAACAGUGUUUCCCAGCUCAUUCCACGUAGUACUGACAGUACAUUAAGAGCUCUGGAGACUGUGAAGAAAGUGGGGAAGGUUGGCACUAAUGGUCAGAAUGCUGCUGGGCCUUCUGCAGAGUCUGUAACUGAGAAUAAAAUUGGUUCUCCACCCAAGACUCCUGUAAGUAAUGUAACGGCUACCUCAGCUGGGCCCUCUAAUGUUGGAACUGAGCUGAAUUCUGUGCCUCCCAAAUCCAGCCCAUUUAUAACUAGAGUACCAGUGUAUCCUCAGCAUUCUGAAAACAUCCAGUAUUUUCAAGAUCCAAGGACUCAGAUACCCUUUGAAGUCCCACAGUACCCACAGGCAGGAUACUAUCCACCACCUCCAACGGUACCAGCUGGUGUGGCUCCCUGUGUUCCUCGCUUUGUGAGGUCCAAUAAUGUUCCAGAGUCCUCCCUCCCACCUGCUUCCAUGCCAUAUGCUGAUCAUUACAGUACAUUUUCCCCUCGAGAUCGAAUGAAUUCUACUCCUUACCAACCUCCUCCUCCGCAGCCGUAUGGACCAGUUCCUCCAGUACCUUCUGGAAUGUAUGCUCCUGUGUACGACAGCAGGCGCAUCUGGCGCCCACCUAUGUACCAACGAGAUGACAUUAUUAGAAGCAAUUCUUUACCUCCAAUGGAUGUGAUGCACUCAUCUGUGUAUCAGACAUCUUUGCGGGAAAGAUAUAACUCAUUAGAUGGGUAUUAUUCAGUGGCUUGUCAGCCACCAAGUGAGCCAAGGACAACUGUGCCUUUACCAAGGGAACCUUGUGGUCAUUUGAAGACCAGUUGCGAGGAGCAAAUAAGAAGAAAGCCAGAGCAGUGGGCACAACAGUACCACACUCAGAAAGCACCUCUUGUCUCUUCAACUCUUCCUGUGGCAACACAGUCACCAACACCACCUUCUCCUCUAUUCAGUGUAGACUUUCGCACUGAUUUCUCUGAAAGUGUGAGUGGCACAAAAUUUGAAGAAGAUCAUCUUUCCCAUUAUUCUCCCUGGUCUUGUGGCACCAUAGGCUCCUGUAUAAAUUCCAUCGAUUCAGAGCCCAGAGAUGUAAUUGCUAAUUCAAAUGCUGUGUUAAUGGACCUGGACAGUGGAGAUGUUAAGAGAAGAGUGCACUUAUUUGAAACUCAGAGAAGGACAAAAGAAGAAGAUCCAAUAAUUCCUUUUAGUGAUGGACCUAUCAUCUCAAAAUGGGGUGCAAUUUCUAGAUCUUCACGUACAGGUUACCAUACCACGGAUCCUGUCCAGGCCACUGCUUCCCAAGGAAGUGCAACUAAGCCCAUCAGCGUAUCAGAUUAUGUCCCUUAUGUCAAUGCUGUUGAUUCAAGGUGGAGUUCAUAUGGUAACGAGGCUACAUCAUCAGCACACUAUAUUGAACGGGACAGAUUCAUUGUUACUGAUUUAUCUGGUCAUAGGAAGCAUUCCAGUACUGGAGAUCUUUUAAGCAUUGAACUUCAGCAGGCCAAGAGUAACUCUUUGCUUCUUCAGAGGGAGGCCAAUGCUCUGGCCAUGCAACAGAAGUGGAAUUCCCUGGAUGAAGGCCGUCACCUUACCUUAAAUCUUCUAAGCAAGGAAAUUGAACUGAGAAAUGGAGAGAGUGACUAUACGGAAGAUGCAACUGAUACUAAGCCUGAUAGGGAUAUUGAGUUAGAGCUUUCAGCACUUGAUACUGAUGAACCCGAUGGACAAGGUGAACAAAUUGAAGAGAUCCUAGACAUACAGCUUGGUAUCAGUUCUCAAAAUGAUCAGUUGCUGAAUGGAACAGCAGUAGAAAAUGGGCAUCCCGUCCAGCAGCACCAGAAGGAGCCUCUGGAGCAGAAGAGACAGAGUUUAGGUGAAGACCAUGUGAUUCUGGAGGAGCAAAAAGCAAUUCUGCCGGUAACUUCUUGCUUUAGCCAGCCACUCCCAGUCUCCAUUAGCAGUGCGAGUUGCCUCCCCAUCACCACAUCUGUCAGUGUUGGCAACCUCAUUCUGAAAACUCAUGUUAUGUCUGAAGAUAAAAACGACUUUUUAAAACCUGUUGCAAAUGGGAAGAUGGUUAACAGCUGAAAGGAGGUUCAUCUUUCAAAUUUGUGACCAUACCAUGGAAGCAUUUACACUAGCUUUUUAUAUAUAUAAUAUAUAUUAUAUAAUGUAUAUUUUUUUUAAAAAAAAGAUAUUACUGGGGGCAUCCAUUUCCUGUGGACUCUUUGAUACUUCAAGCCCUCUUGCAUUAGCAUUAUGAAAAAAAAAGAAAAUUUACUUUACUAGGGUAACACGUUCACUUUCCAGAAGUGAUUGGAAUUUGGACAUUUAACUUAAGCUUCAAGCAGCUUUUUAUGAGUUUGUAGCAAUCCGGUGCAGUAACUGAGCCAUUUCCUAUUUUAAAUGGCUUCUAUAGAAAAUUAACAACUCAGUUAUUAAACUAGCAGGAUCCUACAAUGAUACAUCUAGUGAAAGUAGACUUAAUUAACUUAUUUAUUUCUAUUUUAUGUUUCACUGAGAGAAAUUUCCAUCUCAUUCCAGCUGCUUUAUUUAUCUUUUUCAUGGGACUUUGCAUGGAUUUUUUUUUCUUUUCUUUUUUUUUUUUUUUUUUUUUUAAAUUUUGAAGAGUGGAGUUAGACAUUCUUACCAUAGAAUUUUACAGGGUUAUAUACUAGCUUUCUUUACUGCAUUAUAUGUAGGAGUGUGGUGCAGUGCUUUUAUCUGUAGCAUUUAAAUUUUUUUUCAAUUUUCCAUUUUUCAGGAAUAGUUUCUGCUUUGUUAAUAUUUAUACACAGGCUACUUGUUGAAGUAAGUAAUUAAAUUAUAUAACCAAGUGCCUAAGUCUUUCAGCUGAUGUACUAGAUAUUAAAUUCUCCUAAGUUAUGCAGAAUCGUUUUUACAAUUUUGAUAAAUUAUGCACUAAUGUAAUGGCAGUUUUUUUAAAUGCAGAUUUAAGCCUGUACAUUAUUGAAUCUGAUGACUUGGUAAAAGAAUCAGGUGCUUUCAGCUUUCUUGAGAAAACCCUGUAUGUAGCGUUUGCACUGACUAACAAGAUGGUAUUGCUGGGUUUUUAAUUUAAACUAAUUAAUUUGGAUGUUCAUUGCAUUAUCUUGGUUGAGUAUUGUUUAUUGUUACUUUAUGUUGGGGUUUAAUUUUCCUUGUUUUUCUGACUGUUAGUUAGGUUGAUAAGACUAUGAACCAUGUAAUAAUAGAACAUUGGCUAAACCUUUAUGCAUACUUAAAAACAUGAAUAAUUUCUGCCCUGCUAAAAUGUGACUGAAAAGUAUUUUGACUUGGCAUCUGAAAGUAUGCAGUAUGUUCAACCAGCCAUGCCCCAGAUUUGCGAGAGAGAUUUUAUUGAAACCUAAAUUUCAGUCAACAUUUGGAAACAAAGGCUGGGCAUUCCUUCCUGGUGACCUUAACCUGUAGUUUUAUGUCUUUGUUUUUCCCCCUAUUUCUUUAAGGUUAGUUUGACUUUUAUUAUUAUUUUUUUAAUUAACUUCUGUGAAGUUGUUUACUCUGAAAAUUGUACUGGAAUAUUUUAAGCCAAGCUGAUCUUUCACCAGGUGUACUGUAUGUAAGGGCUUUUCCUGCUAGCAAGAUGCUUAAACAGGAUCAUGUUAUUGGUCGUCUGAGCUAUUUAGUUGUUUUACAAAACCACAGCAUUGUAUCAGAUAAGAUUUUGAUAAAAAGUUUUGUGCACAUUUCCAGGGGUGGGAGGGUUGACAUUUCCCUGAAAUUUCUUGAUCAGAAUGAGUAAAUACUGGUGUUUGAUACCUGUCUUAAUGAACAUGCUCAUAAGGUGACUGAUAAGUUGUAAAUAUACCUGAGAAACAAAGGGGUAGUUUUGAUAUUCUGGUGUCAGUAUGGAAGAUCUUACACGUUUAUUUAAUACUCAGAUGUAUGAAGAUGUUUGUUUGUAGCAUAACAGCACAGUAGCCUUGACUUCGUUUCCUUUGGUUAGUACUGUACCUUUGUUCCAUGGCCAGUGCCCCUUAUUCCUACGAAGACAUUUUAUUUAUUUCACUCUGUAACCUGAAAUUGAAUAGGAACAAGAGUUUUAAACCAUGUUACAUUAACUUAUUUCCGACAUUAUAAAUUAGCCUAGGAUAUUACAGGAACGUGAUUGUUAUAUAAUUUAUAUCAGAACCUUUCUAUAAAUAUGCGCUUAUUACAUUCGAAAUGCUUCCAAUGUACUUUAUUUGCUGUUUGCAUUUCCAAAAAGGAUAUGCAAACCAGUAUGUCUAUUUCAUGGAUAUUUAAAUAGUGAGAUCUUCCAUGUUGAAGGUAAUGUAUUUUUUUUUAAGAUUUUAAAAUUGCUAUUUUGUUACAAAAUAGAGACCUAUUAACAGUUUGAGAGCUCCUUAUGUGCCCUCAGGGAAAGAACCCUCUGUGCAACAGAACUACGCAAAACAUCUUCAGCACGUUCUGAGGGUGAAUAUAUACUACAUAAAUUGAUCUUGUGUAUUUAACCUUAUCUUUUUAAUUUUAAAAUUGAAGUUUUGAAACUUGGUUGUGCUCUGCUGGAGGGGGUUGGGAUAAACCGCUUAGGUGUUUGCCUACUUGUCCAGUGAAAUUACAUUUGCAUCAGUGUAUGUAUAUACCUGCCAACCUUAUUGGUAUGUCUCAGAAUAUUUAUAUUUAAAUAAUGCUUGUCUUGCAGCAGGUGAUCCCACAAAACAAUUAACUCCCUAUUCUUAAAAAUGUACUCUCUUCCUCACUAACAACAUAGGAAUUGUUUCUGUGUUGGGAUUAUUCUGUAUUGCAUCCUUUAUGUAGAGGCCAUCUUCUGUUUCUCAUGGUGUGUUGAAUGUGAAGUAAAGACAUUAGUUCUCUGCCGCUUUAGAAGAAAGAGCAGUAGAUCUGAUCCUUCUUCUGAAAGGUACCUGAUGAUAUCAGAGAGGAAAAAAAAUUACAAAUCAGACCUGAUAUGUGACUUUUUAAACUUGGGGGUAUUCCCUAUCAUUUGACCCUUUUACCAACGCGUUGUGAUGCACACUUUUGAAGUCAAAGGACAUAAAGCAGUAGGAGAGGAAAUUAAUAAUGUUGGUAACUAAACUGCACAUGUGGGCUAUCUAAUUAGGAAAAAGUAGCCUGAGGUCUGGAAAGUGGGAAAAUGGUGGGGGUUUUGUGGGGUUUUUUGUUUGUUUUUUUUUUUACUUUGUGUGUGUGCGUGUGGUUUUUUUAUUUUUAUUUUUAUUUUUUAUUUCUAAGUCUCAUUCUGAGGUCCAUAUGCCUCAUUCAGAUACUGUGGAUAUAGCAUCAGUAGUUCUUUCUUUGUGGUCUCAUUUCAUCUUAUGAAUUCUGAGAAAGUUACAUAAGUAUUUCGUCUAGUUGGUACCUGAACAAAACAGAUUGUUUUGCCUUUCCUGCCAUGACUUUCAAUACCAUAUAGUAAACCGACAUCAUGCAUGAAAGUUGUGCAUCGUAAUUUUCAAGAGAAGGUACUUCAGUGGGUCAGUGGCGCUGAUACUUUUCCUAGUAACUGUUUACUCUCACAAGAGAAUAAUAAACCUGUACUAGAUCUGAAAUUUUCGAUUUGUAUUCAUCUGGUCACUGUCACUCAAAUUUCAAGUCAAUUUUAAGUUUAUAAAGCGCAUCCCAAUUUUAUAUGCUACCUUGAGAAAAUUACAGGAUGCACAAUGAUUUGUAGGAAUGUAAAAUGGAAUCAGUUAAACAUUUGAAAACAUCGUUUAAAAAAAACUGUCUAGCUUUAGAUAUUAAAGCUCAUGGUGUCUUAUUAACAGGGAUGGAGUUUGUAAUGAUCAGAUUCAGCAUGUGGUUUCAACUUCGAAUCUGAAUAUUUCUUCCCUAGCUUCUUAAAGUCAUUUUUUCUGAGCAGACUGUCACCAGUAUUGGUAACUAAUCAUUCAAGGGAAAAGUUGCAUUGCAACUAUCUAUUAGUUUCCUGGAAGAACUUUUCUUGUGUUUUAGUGAAUGAAGAGUAUUGAUGGGAUCACUUACUGUAACUCCUUCUAAAUAAAAACCCCUUCUGCAAGCAGAACACAAAUGAACAUGCUCAAGGAGUAUCCCAUUUUCUGGAUAAAUUGAAUGAAUUUGCUAGUUACUCCUUUAUACUAGCGGUUUCUUUGUAUCCCUUUGCUGGCAAGGGAAUACAAGGAGUCAAGGCCACCGAUCCAAACACCCCACAUUUGAGUGGAGUCCUGUUUUUACUCCAAGAGCAGUUAUUCCCCCAGGUCUGAAAUUGGCAGUUUUUUCUUUUUUAAAAUAAAAAUUUUUAAAUAUCCUUACCAGUGGAACACAGACACUGGCUGCACUUAGUACUGCCAAAUCCAAGGUCAUUUGCAUAUAUUCCAUCAAUCUGUCAAGAAUUAGGCCUCACUUUAUAACCCAAGGCAUGGAAGUGCAUGCAUUCUCUUAGCUGGGCAAACAAUUAUACUGUAGUUGUGAUACAACACAUGUGGCUUUUAUUUGUACUGCACAUAUCCACUGUACAGCCACUUGGGAGUAUCGUGGUUAGCUUGCAGCAACUGCUGUCUGCAUUUAUACUGUUUAUUGCAUAUUCUUUUCCCUGGAAGUGAAAGAGAAAUGUUUUUCUUGUUGCAUUGAUUACAUUUUAUAAAUUUGCUUAGCUGGAAAGUUUGGGAAAAGAGGCCUGUUUGUCAAUUGUACAACCGAUUGUGAAGCUCUAGUGUGAAUAUUUUUACGUCUGUAUUAGACAUUUUCUUUGCAAAUCUAUUGUUCGAUUGAAAUGUAAAUGAAAUUAAAGAUGGUGUACACCCAUCAUGUAAAAAGCAGGCACCAUCUCUAAGAUGGAUUUAAUGCUCAUUUUUAAGGCAUAUACUCAGCUUCUAUUUAAAACUAUAAUUUAAAAUAAUUCUGUACAAUGAAAUGGGGAAUAUAUAUGGGAAUAAAUUCUAUUCCAUUUAUUUCAAUUUGAAUUUCCAAAUUGUAAUGUUUCCCUUUGUGCUAUAGGAAUAGGAUUAAAUGCGGGAAGGCUAGGAUUCAUAAGGCCUGUAUAUGGGGGGAGGGCAGAGAUGGAACAAUGAGGGUUGUGAUGAUAGUGAAUAGCAAAGAGUGAAUUCUGUGUGUUUUUGCUGUAGCACUGAAGUGAAGAGAUAUUAGCUUUGGCUGUUCACAGAAUAGAGCAUCAUGAUUUUCAGUGUUUGAGAGAAAAUUGAUGGAAAAAGUUUGCAGUACUUGACAUGUAUUUGCAUGCACAAAAUAAAAUUAUUUGUCCACCUUAAAAGUUGUUUGUUUAGUGUCAAUAUUAAGUUUAUAGUGCAUUUUAGUUAUCUUGACUUCCUUGGUAAUUUUUUGGUUUAACUAAGCUACCAGGAUAUUCCUGGAGAUUUAAAUAAUCACCUGCCCCAUGCCUACAUCACUGGGAAGGAUCAGAGAGAAAUUAAUAGGCCAGGGAGGUAGAAACAUUCCUUAAUUUGAUCACUUUAUUCAUUCACUAUAGACUACUUUCUACGUGGGAGAUGAGGAUAUAGAUGAUACUAGCAGUUCACAGUCUAGAUGGGAAAACAGGACAAUUACUCAGAUAACUAAUCCAAAGCAGUAUGUUAUAGAAGUAUGAAGACUGUUCUCUGGAACCUCAGCAUGUAACAGAGAAUGGCCUGAGUGGAUCUAGACGUUUUCGCUGGGCCUUGAGUAGUUUUACUCGUUCACUCAACUGACAAAUGUUAAGCCCCUGUCUGUGCUGGUCAGUGGAGUUAAAGGUCAGUGAAACAAGAGGCCUUUCUCUAGAAGCUCUCAGUGUGGAAUAUGGGAGAAAAAUCUGAAUCACCAGCUCAGAGAAUUCUGUUCUAGUAUAGGGUGUAUGGAAACUCUAGCAGGGAAACGAUGGGGUGCGUGGUGGUGGUGAGCCAGAGGAAUUGCUUCUUUGAGAAAUGACCUCAGGCUAGACCUCGUAGGCUGAAUAAUUCACCAAGCAAAGCCAAGGGGAGAAAACACCCCGGCACCUACUCUACCUUCAUACAACCCACUCUGUGUCCUAACAGGCCUCCACUGUAGAUAUUAUGAUCCCUGUUUUAUAUUUGAGAUGUUUAGGAACUUGUCCAAGACCCCAUAGCUAGAAAGUAACAACAGAGUCAGAAUUCUGAUUCAAGUCUCGUUGUACUGUCCGAAGGUGGUGAUGGUAAUGUUGGAACCUAUUUUAGCUGUGUUACAGUGGAAAGAGUGUUUGAGGAAUAGCUUAACCUGCUCUUAGAGCGCUUAAUACGUUCUAGACACAGAGCCAAGUCGAAUAGGUAUAUUAUCAUCAAGAACCACUAUUAUCACCAUUCUACAGAUGAGAAAACAGGCAGAGACCUGAGAGAAUUUGCCCAAGGUCACAUGACCAGAAGAGGCAGGUAGGGACCUCUAUGAAGGACGUUGAAUACUAUACUAAAGAGACUGUUAGGGAAGUUCUCUGGUCUAGUGGAUAAGGAUCUGGCAUUGUCACUGCUGUGGUGUGCGUUUGAUCCCCUGGCCCAGGAACUCUGGGGUUGGUCCCCAAGAAAAGACUGUUAGGGAGUCUUGGAAGUUAGAUGAUCUGAUCAGUUUGGGGUUUUAGAGGAUUGCUUUGGCAGUAGAGUGAGGUGAAGUUGGCGACAGACCAGCAGGGAGGCCAGGUCAUCAAUCUAGGUAAGAAGUGUUUAGAGCAUGGCCACAGUGAGGAUGGAGGAAAAGAGGUGGAUUUGGAAAAAUAAGAGCAAUUGACAGGAUUUGUUGUAAAGGAAGCAUAUUAGAUACCUACACAUUAUAGUGGAUUAAAUUUGGUUUAGAAUCCCAGACUUUGUUGCUGAAAACAGACCAAUAUUUGUGAAACGAAUGAUCUUGUAUAAGCCGUGGAGUGAUCAUUGAGAUCAGGAAGCAGGAGAGGAAGAAGCAUGGAGAGUUGAUCCAGGCAAAGGAGAGGAAACUGACUGAAGGAAGUAAAAUCCCAGGAAGAUUGUUUCCUUUAUAAUUUCCAUGUACUGAAGCCAGAGUGAUUUUGAAAAGAGUCCGUCUGAUCAUUUCAUUCUUGUGCUCAAAACCCUCCAAGAUGCUUCUCAUCUCACUCAGAGUGAAAGCCAAAGUCUUGUCUUUGCUACUUUGCACACUGUGCUCUAGCCGCACUGGCCACUAAGUUCUUCAGCUAGCCCGCCUGAUGUGUUCCCAUCGUGGUGCCUCUACCCCUGCUGUUCUCCAACGGCGCAGGCUUCCCCCACCCCUGUCAGACAUCUUCAUCACUAGAUCCCUCACUUUCAAGUCUUUACUCGAAAGUCAGCCUCAGUGAGAGCUGGAUGGAGAGUAACAGGAGUGCAAGCCAUGAAGCAGUGCUGUUUGAAAUACAUGUUUUAAUCCAAGAGACUGGAUGAGAUCAAGUGAAAUAUUUUUUUACCCUUGUAUCGGAAAUAAUUAUCGAUUCACAGGAAUUUGCCAAAAAUAAUAGAGAAGACAUAUACCUUUACACAGUUUCCCCAAUGGUAGCAUCUUGCUAACAUCAAAACCGGGAAAUUGACCUUAGUUACAAAUCUACAGAACUUACUCAGAUUUGACCAGUUUUUAUAUGCAAUCAUCUGUGUGUGUGUGUGUGUGUGUGUGUGUGUGUGUGUGUAGUUCAGUUUUUUCACAUGUAGAUUUGUGGAACCACCACUGCUCUCAAGAUAACAGGACUGGAAAAAAAAGAACACAAUUGUUCCAUCACCUCAGGAAUCUCUCAUGUUACCCCAAUAUAUUAAUAUCCAUUCCUCUCCCUACCUUCAUCCUCCCGUCCCUAGUCCCUGGCAACCACUGAUCUCUUCUCCAUCUCUAUAAUUUUUGUCAUUUUGAGAAUGUUACAUAAAUGAAAUGGAUACAGAAUGUAACUUUUUCAGAUUGGCUUUUUUCACUCAGCAUAACUUCCUUGAGAUCCAUCCAAGUUGUUGCAUGUAUUAAUAGCUUGUUCCUUUUUAUUGCUGAGUAAUAAUACCAUGGUGUGGAUGUACCACAUUUUGUUUAGACACUCACCGUUGAAGGACAUUUGGGUUGUUUAGAUUUUUUUUG